Panicum virgatum (switchgrass) is the source of this 774-nucleotide messenger RNA. RefSeq lists its product as uncharacterized. Lineage: Eukaryota; Viridiplantae; Streptophyta; Magnoliopsida; Poales; Poaceae. Bases 34 to 639 code for a protein of 201 amino acids. The record is from RefSeq and is a predicted model, not a curated record. The transcript has a single exon.
UCCCUGUCCCUGAAGACCCUGAUCGAGUUUGAGAUGGAGGCGCUGCUCCCGAGCUCCAUCUCGCCAAAGAUCAGCACCAUCCUCCAAUCCCACGUCUACCCGCGCGUCGGCCGCGUCCUGCGCGCGCUCGCCAGGUUCAAGUCCUUGCUCCUCGACGCGCUCGGCGAGACCAAGAGGGGCGCGCGGGCCAAGAAGAGGCGCGCCAUCCGCUGCCGCUCGAGGAAGAGGAGCAAGCAGGUAGCCAGCGUCUUCACGAAGCCGCAUCUCGCCUGGCCCGGCGGAUUGUCGUCGUCGCCAGCUCGGGGAGCGGCGGCGCUGGACGCGAGCUACCACGUGUACCCGUCCUUGGAGUCGGCGUGGAACGCGGCGGUGGUUCCGGCGGGUCCCGCCGGGGACGGGACGGCGGCGGCGGCCGAGUACUGUGGGUACCUGCGCUGGCUCGAGGAGGAGAUGCCGCCGGAUGAUGUAAUGGUCGUCGAAGAAGAGGAUGACGAGGAGGAGGAAGACGUCGACGGCGGCGGGAAUGAGAUCGACAUUCUAGCGGAGAAGUUCAUCGCGAGGUGCCGCGCCAACUUCUUGCUGGAGAAGCAGGAGUCGUACGACCGGAGGUGUCAGGAGAUCAUAGCCAGGAGCAUCUGAAGCCCGUAGACACUUGAUGCAUACGGGCGGCAUGCAUCAGGAUGCAAAUGCAAAUUAGAAAAUUUGUUUUCCCGAUCUGAAUAAAUUCUGUGCAAGUCUAGGUAGAAUUCGAGUUAUGUCGAGCCAGCGGCGAGG